CUCCGAAUUCCCUCGAGUCCUCUGCUCUGGCGCCAGGCCGUUUGCCCGCUACGGUUUGGGACAUUCCAACGCAAUUUUAUUACGUACGAGCGAGUUGCCGUCCCAGGAGGGCAAUUCUUCCCUUCCCUCAGCACCCUCACCGGCCGAGCGAGCCCACGCUGGGCAAUGUAGCCCGACCCGCCAGCACGUCAAUCCAGCGGCUGCUCCGGCUGGCUGUGCCCGCUCGCAGGCUCCGCUGAGGCAUCCACCACUGACGUCCAGCCCUGAGCCGCCGCUGUGCCGCCGCACCAUCGGCCCGCCCCAGCAGCCACGCGAGUUUAGCGCAGGUGUCUGCCCGUGCUGUGCUGCACCCGCGAGGCUUCAGCAUCAGAUGGCCCGUCCCGCAAUGCCGUCGCUAUCUUCAAGCAGCAGUGCCGCCGGCCCCUCCCACCGCGCCCAGGGCGGUGUGCCGCCCAAGCAGAAGAAGACGAGGUCGAGGAACGGCUGUCAGCAGUGUAAACUCAAGCGGCUUAAAUGUGACGAGACCAGGCCCGCCUGCCUCAUGUGCACCAGGGCUGGGCGGAAAUGCUCCGGCUACAACCAGGAGUUUCGCUGGUCCACAAAGCACGAAAAGGCCCUCGACUCGGGCGCGUCACGCGAGCCAUCUAGUUUUGGCACUCUUCUGACAGCCGUGUCCAAAGUCUUGACCAUAGAGCCAGCACCUCCUGGCCACCAGCCAGCAGUUCAGAAACAUGCCGUCCAGCAGCCGCCACGGUCCCUUCCCAUCCAGACCGUUUCUCCCGCUGCCGCUGCCGUGCCUCCGCCUGCUAUUUUCCCGCAACUCCAGACGCCCCUUUCCUCAUGUGCAGACCUCGACCUCUUGUCACCCACAAGUUCUGCUGCUGCCACCUUAGACUUGUCUACGUCCGGCCCUGAGGCGUAUCCAGGCGAGAACAUAGGGCUGCCGCUACAAGGGUUCCAGUGCCAUGCUUGGGAUACGAUCCCUCCCGAAGAUGGCGUCGCCACCCUAGGGACCGUCGGCAUAUAUGGUAAUAAUUUGCAGCUGUUGCCAUCACAGCCGGUGAUGCGACCGACCUUCCACCUGCAAUGCGGCACACUGCAACCCCUGCUCGCCGAAACCCCUGAAGCCUUUGCGCCUUGGGUUCCACGCUCUAUCAUGGACCGCAACUCGAUGCUUGUCGAGGAGUGGUUCAAACAUGUCUGCACCAUCUGGUCGUGCUUCGACUCGGAUCUCAACCUCAACCGCAAGAUCGCUGCCAACGCCUGGGCCCGGUCUGAAUCCGUCAUGAGGUGCAUGCAGAGCAUGGCCGCCACCUGUCUCUCGUCGCAGAUGCCCCAGAUGCGGCGUGUCGCCAUCGCCUCGCUCAAGGGUGCCAUAUCUUCCAUCAAGACCGAGCUGCGGCUCGCCGGCCCCGCCAUCGACCGUGGCGUCUUCCCUGCCGACCUGCUUCUUGCGCUCUGCUGCGUUGGCACUGCCGCCUGCUGGAUCGACCCCAAGCAGCUUGCCGCGCGUUUCCUUCGUGAGGCUCGCAAUCUCAUGCACCGCCUCAACCGUGGCGCCAGCGCCGGCUUCUUGCCGCCCGAAGACCGCGAAUCCCUCGAGUUCUUCAACAACAGCAUAAUUUACUGGGACAUGCUGGUCGCGGUCGUCUCUGAUGACGAUCAUGACACAUCGGGCGAUCCUGGCAGCGAGGGCAACCUCUUGCUCCUCCGAGCUAGCUAUUCCCCUGACCGCUCCGGUCUGAUUAUCCCCCACCCCUGGACAGGGACCUGCGCGGCCGCACAGCGCCUGUUUGCACGAUCCAUUCGGCUCUGCCGGCGCUUCCGCGGCCACCUGCGAGGUCGCUCCAUCUCGACGGGCGCCGCGCUGCGCACGGCGCUCCGAUACAUCGGUGAGGCACAGGGCCUCGAGGAAGAGCUGCUGGAACUCGAGCAGAUCAGUGCCGAGCACGUCGCAGACACGGGCGACCGGCUUACCCCACGCGAGCACAUGGUCGACGUCGCCGAGGGCUACCGCCUGGCCUCGCUGCUGCAACUGUACCAGACCUUUCCGGAUCUUGUUGUUCGCCGCCUGCCUGAGGACGUGAGCGGGGACGGGCACGUCGUACCGUGGGAUCGCUGGGUGGUGCCGUUGAGUCUCAGGCUUAUCGGCACGCUCAAGAGGGUGCCACCAGACUCUGGCACUCGAUGCAUCCAGCCGUUGCUGUAUAUCACUGCCAGUACGGGGCUAAAAUUCGACAUGGAAACGAUGACGGCGGGACUACAGCAGCAAAGACAAUCUAUGCAGCAGCUACAACAACAAAUCCAGUCGGAACAAGCGAUACCGGCCGUAACAUUACAUGAGUCGGCCAGGGACCCGACUCUACCCCAGAAUGGUAUGGGGGUUUCCAUGACGCCGAUGGCCGAGACAGAGACUGCCGACAUUGAGUUGGAUCAGGCGCUCUCCUCCCUGGACGCUCCCACGGACGACAACGACGACAUUGGCAACGUCCCCGACAUCAAGACGCUCCUUCAGGUACCGCUGACCAAGAUGUCGAUCGAGGUCAGCCACGCGCGCCAGUUCGUGCUGGAGCGACUCAGCGGGCUCGAGCACAGCCUGCCCCCGGCGCCGGUGCGCGUGGCCAGGGAUCUCGUCACAGCCGUCUGGGCCGCCUACGACGCCGAGCCACCCGGGUCUAGCCACGCGCACUGGAUUGACAUCAUGGAGGACCAGGAUCUGAAGACGAUUUUUGGAUGAUGGUAGUUUCUUUAUCGGCGGCUAAUUGUGUCUCGGGGCCGCCUUCUAUGCCGUGGAAAUCAUAGCGUGGUUUUGUGUUCCCAAAGCGCUUGAUGCAAGGCGGAACUUGUGCAAAUGGGAUGGCUUCUUGUUUUUUUUGCUGGAGUUGGAAUAUUUUGGCAUGUCAUGGGACAAAUUCCCGGGAUAUGUAUGAUGGAUGAAUGGCUUGGAUCGGGGCUUUGAUAGUCUUCCUGGAUACGCGGGCAUGUGUAUGCAAACCAUUGACUUUGGCGCCAGUCGGGUGUAAUCGUCUGAAGAACAGUAUCUAUUUGUAAUGAUUUCACGUUGUUUCGGUA
Gaeumannomyces tritici R3-111a-1 is the source of this 3072-nucleotide messenger RNA. RefSeq lists its product as hypothetical. The record is from RefSeq and is a predicted model, not a curated record. The coding region runs from base 371 to 2737 and encodes 788 amino acids. Lineage: Eukaryota; Fungi; Ascomycota; Sordariomycetes; Magnaporthales; Magnaporthaceae. Gene Ontology annotation, biological process: positive regulation of transcription by RNA polymerase II. The transcript has 2 exons. Gene Ontology annotation, cellular component: nucleus. Gene Ontology annotation, molecular function: DNA-binding transcription factor activity, RNA polymerase II-specific; zinc ion binding; transcription cis-regulatory region binding.